AUGUCUUGUUCGGAGAACCAAGAAGCAUCUCAGGAACCAUGUAUUCUUAAAAGAAAAAGAACUUCCAAGACAUCAGAAGAACAGCUGUUGGAAUAUAUUAAGUUAAUGGAAGAAGAUAUUAUUUUUAGGACAAAAACUAUUACUCCGGGUACCGAACCAGAUGAAUAUGUUAACAAGAAAUGGGAAAAGCUUGCAAGAAAGUUAAAUGCUUUGGACACGGGCCCACAAUUGUCUGUAGCCAAUUGGAAAACGAGGUUUACCAAUUAUAAGAAUACAACCAGAGCCAAGUACAGGAAGAAAAUGGAAGAUAUGAAACGUACAGGGGGCGGACCUCCAACAGAAAUACUUCUGAGUCCUUUAGAAGAAAGAUUAUUAGAUAUAUGUGGUCGCGUAGCCGUAACGGGAUCCAAGAAAGUAACAGUAACUGGUGGUUUGCAGUCAUAUUUGAAGGAAAACGAACCAGAAAUGGUUCAAGAUAUUAAUAGUGAGAAUGAUCCAUGUGUUCUGGAGAAUAUAAGUACAAAAGACAUCCAUACUGAAAUUAAUACCAAGAAUAAUACCGAGGAAUUCAUAGUAUUAGAAUAUGUGAAUGAUAGUCCAUUUAGUUCUUUAGAAAAUACUGAACAAAUUGAUAUAUCGGAGUCACCACGUAGCCGUAAUCUGCUUAAUAAACCAAGAAAGGCACUUACAAGCAGAAUACCGAGGCUGAAAGACAACUAA
Messenger RNA from Anoplophora glabripennis (Asian longhorned beetle), 720 nucleotides. RefSeq lists its product as uncharacterized. Bases 1 to 720 code for a protein of 239 amino acids. The record is from RefSeq and is a predicted model, not a curated record. NCBI's taxonomy places the organism in Eukaryota, Metazoa, Arthropoda, Insecta, Coleoptera, Cerambycidae. The transcript has 4 exons.